CCUGCCAUCCUCGUACUUCACGUGCUGUCUGUGUUUGCCCGAUCCCGGGAUAUGCUAGAUCGCUCGUACAUGGGAUCAGCGGAUGGAUCAUUAACAUUUCUUACCGUCUCUAGUGGAGAGAGCUGUUGCCUAAAGGGUAGUUCGUCGCGGUUAACUGGGACCGCAGUAAGCUAACCAUGUCGAUUUGUGCAGGUUUUCUGAACUUGUAGCCUACCAAUACCAGUUAGUUAGAAAUUUCCUGUUUGUUACCGAAGUACUGUAGAUGCUUAACCUCUUGAUCUCGGGGUAUUUGGUGCUUUUUACAGUUAACCCUUACGCAUUCCUGCAAAGCAAGCUUGGCGCCACGUGUUGCUGUUCCAAUUCAUUCAUUCAUUCAUUAGUGGUGGUGCGAAUAAUGAACAAAGGCAGCAUCCACAAAAAGGAGACGCACGGAACAAGCGACGACAUAAGCGAGAACACGCCUGUGGAGAAGGUCAGGGGCCCCAAUCUGUUUGAACGGGCCAAGGAAGAGAUCGAGGCUCUUGUGGAGGCUGUUCACGAUAAGAUGGAGCACCAUUCCAGUCCCCGCAGGAAGGAGGGUGAAUUGCACAAGGAUUCCAAGGAACACAGUGAGGCAAACAUGCAUAAGAAGACCCAUGAGAACGAAACUCAUGGUACAAGCAAUCAUAUAAGUGAGGACACGCCUGUCAGCAAAGUCAAAGGCCCGGGCGUGUUUGAACGUGCCAAGGAAGAGAUCGAAGCUAUCGUUGAGGCCAUCCAUCCGAAGAAAGAAUCCGACAAGUGAAGAUCGGGCGCAUCGUGUACACUGUGUCUUCAGAAUUUUCAGUGGCUGUGAAAACUAUGUGGGCUAUGUCCAGGUGGAUGCAUUAUUUGCGUCAUAUCCACAUGCAAGCUUUGUAUUUUGCAUUGCCAAACUCUAUCGCUGCACGAGCUGAAUGCUCCAUCGUAUCGCCGCCGCUUACGUUGAGCAGAAGCUGUAUAAAAUGUGACAUGACUGUACAACUACUUUGUUGUGUUUGAAUUGCCAAGAAGCUUUAUGCAAUUUAUCA
Molecule: messenger RNA, 1049 nt
Organism: Triticum aestivum (bread wheat)
Lineage: Eukaryota; Viridiplantae; Streptophyta; Magnoliopsida; Poales; Poaceae
Exons: 3
Coding region: 263-784 (173 amino acids)
Source: RefSeq, a predicted model, not a curated record